Belonocnema kinseyi is the source of this 393-nucleotide messenger RNA. RefSeq names its product 60S ribosomal protein L29 (gene RpL29). NCBI's taxonomy places the organism in Eukaryota, Metazoa, Arthropoda, Insecta, Hymenoptera, Cynipidae. Bases 138 to 353 code for a protein of 71 amino acids. Gene Ontology annotation, biological process: cytoplasmic translation. The transcript has 4 exons. The record is from RefSeq and is a predicted model, not a curated record. Gene Ontology annotation, cellular component: cytosolic large ribosomal subunit; ribosome. Gene Ontology annotation, molecular function: structural constituent of ribosome.
CGGUGAGUACAGUUCGGUUCUUGCAAAACAACCGUAUUUUAUACUAAAAAUCCGUCAAAUUUGAGAAGAUCCGAUAAUUUAUCAUAAAAAUAUCACGCGAGAAAUAUUUUUGUUGCAUUGAAAAGCGCACGUGAAAAAUGGCCAAGUCCAAGAAUCACACGAAUCACAAUCAGAGCAGAAAGGCUCACCGCAAUGGAAUCAAGAAGCCAAAGCGUUACAGGCACGAAUCUACCCUUGGUAUGGACUUGAAAUUCUUGCGUAAUCAGCGAUUCGCUAAGAAGCACAAUCUGAAACCAAAAGCACAGAUCAAGAGGGCAGCUGAACGUGUAGCUCUACGCGAAUCUAAGAAAUAAAUUCUUUGUAAUUAUUUACUUUAAUAAAAGAUAAAAUCAA